CCUAUAUGUAUCUCAGAAAUAGAUGUUAAACGGUUGGAGUUAAGAAAAAAAUGUCUCUCAGUCCACCCCAAUUUCUUGAAGUACGGGAAGAAAAUAAUUCAAAGCUUGUGGAAAAACAACAGUCUCAAACUAGUUCUGCAGUUUUAGAAAAUCCUCUUCAAAACUUAUGCUUGGCAUCACAAGAAGUUCUUCAAAAAGCUCAGCAAAGUGGAAGAUCAAAAUGUCUCAAGUGUGGCGGUUCAAGAAUGUUCUACUGCUAUACAUGUUAUGUUCCUGUUGAAAAUGUACCCAUGGAACAGAUGCCACUUGUGAAGCUUCCAUUGAAGAUUGAUAUCAUUAAACAUCCAAAUGAAACAGAUGGCAAAAGUACUGCUGUACAUGCAAAACUCUUAGCACCUGAAUUUGUAAAUAUUUACACAUAUCCUUGUAUCCCAGAAUAUGAAGAAAAGGACCAUGAAGUUGCACUUGUUUUUCCUGGGCCUAAGUCGGUCUCAAUAAAAGAAAUUUCUUUCCAUCUGCAAAAAAGGAUUCAAACUAAUAUUGGAUGCCAAAAUGAUGAUCCUGACAGACCAUCUGUUAAACGCAAGAGAACUGAAGACCAGGAUUUUAAUGACAGCAAGUACAAAGGUGCACCACUGAAAAAAGUUAUAUUUAUAGAUAGCACCUGGAACCAAACAAAUAAAAUAUUUACUGAUGAGAGACUUCAAGGAUUGUUACAAGUUGAAUUGAAGACAAGAAAAACUUGCUUUUGGCGCCAUCAAAAAGGAAAGCCAGAUACCUUUCUUUCCACAAUUGAAGCCAUUUACUACUUCUUGGUAGACUAUCAUACUGAAAUAUUAAAAGAGAACUACAAAGGACAAUAUGACAAUCUUUUAUUUUUCUACUCUUUUAUGUACCAGUUGAUAAAGAGUGCCAAAGGCUCUGGUGACAGGGAAACAAGAAAAUUUAUCCAUUAAUUUUUAAGAAGAUAUGUUAUUUUAUUUUCUUAAAAAAUCAAUAAACGAAUGCUUUGUUUAUUCUUAGGAAAUAUCUAUAUGCAAU
Molecule: messenger RNA, 1041 nt
Organism: Suncus etruscus (white-toothed pygmy shrew)
Lineage: Eukaryota; Metazoa; Chordata; Mammalia; Eulipotyphla; Soricidae
Gene: DTWD1
Product: DTW domain containing 1
Exons: 4
Coding region: 51-956 (301 amino acids)
Biological process (GO): tRNA modification
Cellular component (GO): nucleus
Molecular function (GO): tRNA-uridine aminocarboxypropyltransferase activity
Source: RefSeq, a predicted model, not a curated record